AGAAGAUCAAAGUUGUGUGGCGCGCACGUGUAGCGCGGUCUUGCCAUGGUGUGUUUGCAGACCUUGACUGGAGAUUUCCAGUGUUCUGGCCUUGGGCUGGGUGCGCGCAUGCGCGGCUCGCUUCUGCGGGUGAACUCGCUGGCGACUCGCUCCGCCUUUGAGGACUCAGAGCUUUCGCAGGCCUCGUCCUUCACAGCUAUAAAGCUCAAGCGCAAGGGCCGCACGGCCGAAGGUCACGCCUGCGACUGUACGGAUAAACCGACCAAGAAGGAAGCGGAGGCUUCACCCCUCAACCUCUUCAAGAAGGAAGAAAAGUCCACAGACCAGCUGGCAAAGGAGUUGGAACGUGAGCGCCAGCAAGCGGAACGUGAGAAUGCCGAUCGGGAGAUGGCCGGCGCCUUCGGCGAGUUCGAACAGACCAAAGGGGAGUAUGACAAGGCCAUGGCGGAGCUUGAAGCAGCCCUCAAGGACUUUUCCUCGGAACAAUCGCAGUAUGAGACAUCGUUCUGGCUUUUGAAGGCCAUCCAUGACUCUGAGUGCAAAAAACUGAUGGAGAAUCAUCAUUUGGAUGACGCCGACUGCCACAAGAAUUGGGUGACGGCGCGUGAAGAAUACUUCGCGCGGGUCUUGGUGCCUCAGUGUCUCAAAGGAGAGACCAGUGCUUUCGAGCUCCAGGUGCCUCCACUGGCGGCCGUGCUGGCGCCGGUUGGGCUCGGCUCAGGUAUGUGUUCCUUCCCCUUUGUGUGCCUGAGACAUCACAUCCAGAGGGUGUCAAAAGGAAGGAGAUCAGAUGUUUUCUGUGAUCCCAGGGCGCGAAAGAAACCUUGUUUCACUUAAGAGCAGUCCAAGUCGCCCAUGCACCAUCGGCGAAAAGCAGCUCCCAAAAGCACUGCCUGGACACUUAAGGAUGUGACAUGCGAUUCACUAUUAUUCACUGC
This is a messenger RNA of Durusdinium trenchii, 938 nucleotides long. The record is from the annotation of a GenBank genome assembly. Lineage: Eukaryota; Dinophyceae; Suessiales; Symbiodiniaceae.